UGUGACAAGAGGAAAGAGCGAGAGGAGACGAGGCCCAACGGCCAUGGCUUCAGUCAACAUGGUGGGGUUUUCCAACGCCACCCAGUCCACUGGCCCAGGCAGCAGCGAGACCAUCAGUCCCAGCGCAUAUGUGAGGGAAGUCGUGGAGGUGACGCCAGAGUUCACCUCGGUCACCAACAGUCGCGAGCGCUUCGUUGUGGUGGCGAUGAGCGCCUUGCUCCUGCUCAUCAGCUGCACGCUUUUUGCCGUCCUCUUCACGCUCCUCUCAGACGACAGAACCUCAACUAAGUCCAAGGAGGCGAUUUAUGCUGCUUGCCGGGCGUUUAGUUUUGCAAGAGGCUGGUCGAUUCGUGAUACAUAGGCGAAUAUCAUGCAUUCUUAUUCUUAAAGAGCGAAAACACCUGA
Molecule: messenger RNA, 405 nt
Organism: Rhipicephalus microplus (southern cattle tick)
Lineage: Eukaryota; Metazoa; Arthropoda; Arachnida; Ixodida; Ixodidae
Source: RefSeq, a predicted model, not a curated record